Molecule: messenger RNA, 484 nt
Organism: Dimorphilus gyrociliatus
Lineage: Eukaryota; Metazoa; Annelida; Polychaeta; Dinophilidae
Source: the annotation of a GenBank genome assembly
ACACUUGUUUUCGGCAGAAAUGGAUGGUGAAUUAGUGGAAGAAAAUAUCUCCAUACCGGAGAAGAAAUACGAAUAUCUAGACCACACAGCAGACGUUCAGUUACAUGCAUGGGGAAAGGAUUUAAAAGAGGCUUUCGAACAAUGUGCCAUGGCUAUGUUUGGUUACAUGACAACAAUAGAGUCUGUCGAACUAAAAGAAGUUAGGGAAAUUCAUGCAGAGGGAGACGAUAUGGAGUCAUUGCUUUUUCAUUUUCUUGAUGAAUUUCUCUUUAUUUUCUCAUGCGAACCGUAUUUUAUCAUUCGCGUCGUCGAAAUAACUAAAUUUGAUACCGAAAACUUCAAAAUCGAUGCUGUUGGCUACGGUGAAGAGUUCGAUCUGCAGAAACAUCCUCAGGGCACCGAAGUAAAAGCCAUUACCUACUCGGCUAUGCAGAUACACGAAGAGUUAGAUAAAAGUGAGGUUUAUGUCAUUAUAGAUAUUUAG